AUGCGUUCUUCUGUCUCAGUACUGUUUUUAUUCGUUGUCUGCAUGUAUACUAGCAUCAACGCCGCAUGCCUCUACAAGCAAUUAGGCGGUUGCCCGGCCUACGACAUCUCCACAGGCGUGGUGACUUGCCCAGUAUCUUGCGCAAACACUUGCUCAUGUACUGGCACCAGCACUUUGUGCAGUUGCGGCGCUCCAGACUGCAGCUGUAUCCUUGACACGUCUAACGUCUGCCAGUCCUGCAAGCCUGAACCUUCGCCACUCUGCUCCUGCCUGGCCAAUCUUGACGUGCCUUGCAAUUGUGACACACAGAAAUCAUUUGUGUACUUCCCAGAAGUCAGCUACCCGCUCACGACGCUGGAGAUGAAUCCGUUCUAUUAUAGCACUUGUUUUAGUUACUAG
This is a messenger RNA of Diatraea saccharalis (sugarcane borer), 399 nucleotides long. The record is from the annotation of a GenBank genome assembly. NCBI's taxonomy places the organism in Eukaryota, Metazoa, Arthropoda, Insecta, Lepidoptera, Crambidae.